Hypanus sabinus (Atlantic stingray) is the source of this 1770-nucleotide messenger RNA. Its product is annotated as U6 snRNA-associated Sm-like protein LSm1. The transcript has 3 exons. Gene Ontology annotation, biological process: deadenylation-dependent decapping of nuclear-transcribed mRNA. The record is from RefSeq and is a predicted model, not a curated record. Gene Ontology annotation, molecular function: RNA cap binding. Bases 1 to 405 code for a protein of 134 amino acids. NCBI's taxonomy places the organism in Eukaryota, Metazoa, Chordata, Chondrichthyes, Myliobatiformes, Dasyatidae. Gene Ontology annotation, cellular component: P-body; Lsm1-7-Pat1 complex.
AUGGUGGAGAAGAGAACUAUGAAUCUGCUGUUUCUCUCCGACCUUGCAGAGAAGCACCUGGUCCUACUGCGUGAUGGACGAACCCUGGUCGGAUUCCUGAGGAGCGUUGAUCAGUUUGCUAAUUUGGUGCUCCACCAGACACUGGAACGGAUUCACGUGGGCAAAAAGUACGGAGACAUCCCUCGUGGAAUCUUCAUCGUGAGAGGAGAGAAUGUUGUCCUGCUGGGAGAGAUCGAUCUGAAGAAGGAGCGAGAGUCCCCCCUGCAGCAGGUGAGCAUAGAGAGAAUCCUGGCAGAUCUGCGGAAGGAGCAGGAGGUGAAGAGCAGGGCAGAGAAGCUGAAGAUUCAGGUUUUCAAGGAGCGUGGCUUGAUGCUUCCCUACCCUGACACUUUGGACGAAUAUUAGAGAAGAUGCUUUGGAAAUAAGCACGGAAUCUGAAACUUCAAACACUGAGUAUAUUGCUCUGUGAUUCUCCCUGUUCCUUGGACCUGUUAAUAUUGAAUCUUGGGGAUUUUGCCUUUUUAACUUUCCGUUUACAACAUUACUCCAUGUUGGGUGAAUGUAGGGGGAAUGAAUGGAAAGAUAAAAUCCUCACUGAUAACACAUCUCAAACUUUAAACCUCUGCAUUACACUGGGUAAUCUCAUCAUUGGCCACUUUACAGAGUGAGGAGACAAUAAUUCAAUUUAGAACUUGAUCUGGGACCUCCUACAGGCUCUCCUAAAGAAAAGACAAAAUUUGGGUUAAUUGGACACUGUAAAUUGUUGAGUUCAAUUAUCUAUCCCCACUGUUGAUUGGAUGACUGAGCCCUCUUGUAAUCUCACCCUGCUGUUAAUUGGAUGGCUGUGGCCACUUGUAAUCGCUCUCCAUUGUCUGGAUGGCUGUGCCCAGUUUUAAUGUCUCCAAAGAAGUCCAAGAAGAUUGAGUAGAUCACCAUGUUAAAUUGUUAUAAUCUGUGGCUGAGAGAUUCUCACUGUAUUGUAAAAGAGGGAGCUCCAGGAUUUCAACACCGAAGCAGGACCGUUCUACUGUAGUGAUAAUAUCAGUUGAUGUCACAUGGUUCAGCCAGUUGUCUCUGAAGUUAAAGUGGUUUUCCCACGUUUAUUUGAUUUCUCACAGAAAUACAACCACAACUGUUGUCAGUCGUGACAGCACAAAGGCCAGAAUGUGGCUGUGACAGUGGAUAAGAGCAACUGGUUCCUUUUUUAAGCAAGUCCAAUACCAGAAUGUGUUUGCACGUCAUGUCAUGGAUACCUUAAUCGACCAGUUUAAAGUUGGGUUGAAAUUAAGUUUGAAUUCGGUGUUGUCCAGAUACUGGAGCAUUCUACAUGUCGAGACUAGUUGGCCGGCAUUGUAGCUUCUCAACACUCCCCCACCGUCUUCCCUAGAAAGGACCAGUUAGGUCAGUUGAUGCCAAAGCAAUGUCGAUUCCCAUGGAAGGCAGGGGCGAGUCUUCCUGAGGUGUCCCAGUCUUGAGGGUUUUUGUGCUCCUACCAUUGCACUUGGCAAAGUCUUCUGGUCUUUGUCAAGAGAAACAGUGCAGUCGGAAAGACUGGGUACCUGCAUUUGUUGGGUUGACAGGUCCAAGUUUUGUUUUCUGGUCCGCAGGAUGAAAGGCAGUAACGAUUCUCACUUUGUUUAGAGAGGUUCCAGCAGACUGCAGAUCUACUCAUAAUUUUUAAUUUCAAUUUCGAUGGAAUCAAGGGCUUGAUUUUGCUGUCAUGAGAAAUUUGAUGUUAUCUCCCUUUGACGGUGAGUCACAAAUAAAGUG